Aegilops tauschii subsp. strangulata is the source of this 3873-nucleotide messenger RNA. RefSeq names its product putative disease resistance protein RGA3. Lineage: Eukaryota; Viridiplantae; Streptophyta; Magnoliopsida; Poales; Poaceae. The record is from RefSeq and is a predicted model, not a curated record. Gene Ontology annotation, molecular function: ADP binding.
UCUGUUUUCUACAAAGCCGUAGUACAUCGGGGAAGCAUAGCAUACACUUGCCUUCUGAAACCUUGCUCUCCUCUCAUUUGGGCUUUGGCUACUUGAUUUCUUCAUCAUGGUGGCCGUCCUGGAUGCUUUCGCGGCCAAGCUGGCUAUCAUCCUAGCAGGUAUGGCAAAGACUGAGUUAGAGAUGCUCCUGGGUGUACCUGGCGAGAUCACCAAGCUCGAGGCUACGCUCGGUGAUCUCAGCCGCAUCACGGCCGACGCUGAAAGGAGGCGCAUCCACAACCCUGACUCGGGUGCAGAGGAGUGGGUCGGGGAGCUCAAGGAUGUCAUGUACGACGCCGACAACAUACUUGACCUCUGCCAGAUCUUGGAGGGAGAAGAUGCAUCCAAAGCUCCUGGAUGCUGGAACAUCCCAAUGUUGUUAUGCUUCCACAACCCCGUUGCUGCACACAAGAUUGGGAAGAAAAUCCAAGCGCUCAACCAACGCUUGCUGGACAUUGAGAAGAGGAGCACUCGCUAUGCAUUCAUCUCCCAAGCAAUCAACUCUUCAUCAAGCAACUCUAUUGAUAGAGUUGACAGUUCUUUUAUCAAAAGCAACCGCACAACUGGAUCGGGCAUCAUCCGGUCUGAUAUUGUUGGAGAGAAGAUCAAGGAAGAUACAAGAAAGCUUGUUGAUAUUCUAGUCAACAAGGAAGAGAUUCGUGCUGGAUCAAGCAGUGACAGGUUUCCUGUUGUUGCUAUCACUGGUGCUGGUGGGAUAGGCAAAACUACCCUUGCUAGGAUGGUUUUCAAUGACACUGUGGUGAAGGAUCACUUCCAUAAGAGGAUUUGGCUGAGUGUGAAUAACAAUAAAGAGGUCAACGAGAUGACAGUCCUAAGAACCGUCUUAUAUGCUGUUGGAGGUAACCACAGUGACCUUCCUGACAACAAGGCCCAGCUGGAGAGUGCUUUGAAUCUAGCAGUGAAGCAAAAGAAAUUAUUGUUGGUGAUGGAUGAUGUGUGGAGCGCUAAGGUGUGGAAUGAGCUACUUAGAGUCCCGCUCAAUGAUGGUGCUUCGGGAAGCUGGGUAUUGGUGACCACAAGAAAUAUAGAAGUUGCUAAUAUGAUGAAAGCACAUCACCUCCACCGAGUUGACAAGCUAGUGGGAGAAGACGUUUGGAACCUGCUUAAGAAACAGGUUGUUUUGAAUGUUAAUGACGAAUCUCUUGUUGAGGGAUUAAAGGAUAUUGGGAUGGAGAUUAUAGAAAGAUGUGAUGGUUUGCCACUUGCAGUUAAGGUGGUUGGAGGACUUUUGCUAAGCAAGGGAAAAACAAGAGGUGAUUGGCUUGAUGUUUGUAGUAAUGUUGCAUGGUCAAUGACUACAAUUAGCGAUGAUGUCAACCAAGCAGUGUAUGUGAGCUAUGAGGAAUUACCACAUGUUUUGAAGCAAUGUCUUUUAUAUUGUUCACUCUUUCCUAAGGAUGUAUUGAUCAAGAGUGCGGAUAUAGUCAAUAUGUGGAUUGCUGAAGGUUUCAUACAUAUCACAAGUAUGAAACAGCCAGAAGAUCUGGGAGCGGAGUACUACAAACAAUUAGUCUCACGGAAUCUUCUAGACCCGGAUUAUCGUUUUUAUGAUCAAAAAGCAUGCACCAUGCAUGAUGUUAUCCGCUCAUUUAGUCAGUCUGUAGUGAAACAUGAAGGUUUGUUUGUUGAGGAGGGGCUUAAUCCAAGUUUUACUUCAGGUACUUCCAAGUUGCGGCACCUGUCCAUAUCAAAGAAUGUAAUUGAAUGGGCUGCUUUUCACAAACAAGCCUCUCUACAAACAUUGAUAUUAUUCGAAAGCCCCAGGGUUGAUUUAAAAGGUUUUUGGAACAACCUUUCUCUCCUACGAGUACUUAGUCUACAAGGUGUAAAUGUUGUCGAGCUACCUGACUCGAUAAGCAACCUCAGACAUUUAAGGUACUUGGGACUUGCAGGUACAAGCAUAUCUGAGAUCCCACAAGGAAUAGGUGAUCUGAUGUUUAUGCAGUUCAUCGAACUUGCAGAUUGUGUAAAAAUUUCUCAUGUUCCAGAUAGCAUCUUGAAGCUGCGAAAGCUAAGGUAUAUCAACUUUGCUGGCACCAACAUAGCAUCAAUUCCCCGUGGAUUUGGGAAGCUGGAAGAUUUGGUCAUGAUAUCUGGGUUUCCAACUCAUUCAGAUGAUAAUACAGAUCAAGUAUGGUCCAGUCUGGAAGAACUAGGGCCUUUGUCGAGACUCACAAUGCUUGCCAUAGAAAGUUUGGAGAAGGCAUCUUCUGGUUCUGUGGCCGCUAGAGCAAAACUUAGUAGUAAAGCCCACCUAAGAAUUUUGAACCUGGGAUUUACUAUUAGGCUAGCACAGAAUAGGGAGGUGGAAGAGCAAAACAAUGGGGAGCAAGAGAGAAUCGAGGAGGUUUUGGGUAAUCUCUGUCCUCCAACCUGCAUAGAACAGCUUGCCAUCAUUGGAUACUUUGGACACAAACUUCCCCAGUGGAUGAGAAUGGUGUCAGUCUUUACCUUCUUAAAGCGGCUUGAGCUAUCAAGUUACGCUUGCUAUGAGCUGCCUUCUGGCUUAGGCCAACUCCCCUCUCUUGACUAUUUUUGGGUUGACCAAGCUCCAUUCAUCCAAUAUAUCGGUCAUGGUCUUCACAUGCCCUCAAUUGGUGGUCGGGGCAUCGGCCUAGAUAAGAUGCUUUCUGGUGGUGGUGUUGUUGUUGCAUUUCCCAAGCUGAGGAAACUUGGGUUUCAGGGGAUGUUCGGACUGACAGAGUGGGAAUGGGAGCAGCAAGUCCCAGCUAUGACAACUUUAGAGGUGCUUACAAUUGUCAAUUGUCAGCUCAAGUAUCUCCCUCCUGGACUUGCACAUCAUGCAAAUGCACUGCGGGAGUUGGAUCUAAGAAACCUCUCGCACCUGCUCUCCAUACACAACUUCCCUUCACUCGUUGAGCUUCGCAUAGUUGACAACCGAACACUAGAGAGAAUCAACAACAAUCCAAAUUUGCAGCACAUUUACAUUGUUAGCUGCCCAGGGCUAAAGGUAUUGGAAGAUUUGCCAUCACUCAAGAGCAUCGAAUGGGUGGAUGUGACUGCUCAAGUGCUCCCAGAUUACUUCCGGCACUCAAAGUUAGAUAAGUUGAUUGUACAAUGCUACAUAAGCUUGCUCAAACUGAUAUCCUUACAAGAUGCCAACUCUUCGGGAUCCGAGUGGGGAAAGAUCCAGCAUGUUCAGCAACUAAGAGCAACUGGGUACAUAUCAGCGGAAGAAACACGAUAUAUCUCCUACACCAAGGAGCCCUACUCCUACAAAACAGACAUUGAACAACUGGAUGAAUGUGUAAAUGUGGUGGUUCAAUAAUAGAGAAACAAUAUCAUGAAGGAAGAACCGUCGGCCUUUUUUACUUAUGUCGUGACAUAUCAUAUUUUUCAAGCGGUGCAUAUGGUCAAAGGGCAUGCAUUUUUUUACUGUGGCCGGUGGCUGUGUCCACGUGGAGGCCUGGAGGGUGAUCUUUCUUCAGGCGAUAGCAGACACGACCAGGAAGGGUCUCUGCAUGGUUUGUUCCCCGUACAACAGGGUGGACGACGCGAGGUUGUGACACAGAUAGGUAGUGGUGGUGAUGGUUAGACUGGGAGGCGCCAGCCGCCAGCUAUAGAGCCCAGCAUGUCGGGCCAUGUAAUACCACUUGGCCAUAAAAAGAAGGGAGAAGGAACAUUCUCGAUAAACUCGUAGGUUCCUCCAAAACGUCUAUCUUCUUGCAAACAUGUGUAGCGAUUGAUAAUCCAAUGGUCAAAAUCUGUAACUAAUUAAGUUCAGGUCAGACGUCAAUAUGGAUUGUAAGCAUGUGUCUUGGAGGGUGAACAAUUCAAAAUUUUCAGAGACUA